UACACAACAAUAUAUAUUUUCUCCAUUAAAAGAAACAAUAUAUAUCUUCCAUUUUGCAAUGGCUUUAAGCUCCAAACUCAUGAUCAAGUGUUGGUUGCUACUGAAUAUUACAUUUCUGAUUGGGAUAAGUACCUCAGUCGGUCAGCUAACCAAUGAAAUGUACUAUGAUAAUACGUGUCCCAAUGCUCUUGUUGCAAUUCAACAAGCAGUGCAAAAUGCUGUGUUAGGAGAGGCUCGCAUUGGAGCAUCCUUGCUUCGACUCCAUUUUCAGGACUGCUUUGUUCAAGGAUGUGAUGGAUCAGUAUUGCUAGACGACACGUCAAGUUUCAAAGGUGAGAAGAAUUCUUUACAAAACGCAAACUCGCUAAGAGGUUUUGAGUUAAUUGACGACAUCAAAUCUACAUUGGAGACAAUGUGUCCUAAUGUUGUCUCUUGUGCUGACAUCUUAACCGUUGCUGCUAGGGAUGCUGUUGUUCUUCUUGGCGGACAAAGCUGGAAUGUACCAUUAGGCAGAAGAGAUUCAACAACAGCAAGCUUAGAUGCAUCAAAUUCUGACAUUCCAGCUCCCUCCUUGAACCUUGAUGGCCUUAUCGCCACUUUCGCCAGGAAAAAUUUCACUGCCCUAGAGAUGGUUACUUUAUCAGGUGCUCACACAAUAGGGGAUGCAAGGUGCACUUCAUUCAGAGGAAGGAUUUACAACGAAACAAACAUAGACCCUUCAUUUGCUGAAUCAAAGAGGUUAUUGUGUCCCUUCAAUGGUGGUGAUAACAAUAUAUCAACUUUAUCCAAUAGCUCAAUUAAUUUUGAUAAUACUUACUACAACGACUUGGUGAGUAAAAAGGGUUUGCUACACUCUGACCAACAACUGCUUAAUGGAUUAUCCACUAGCAAUCAAGUCAUAGCAUAUACCACAGACAAUGAAAGUUUUAAAAGGGACUUUGCAAAUGUAAUGCUCAAGAUGGGUAUGCUUAGCCCACUUACUGGCUCUGAUGGUCAGAUCCGGCAAAACUGCAGGUUCAUCAAUGCUUAAAUUAAUCACCCAAUAUAGGAAUAUAUACUAUUUGGUGUGUUUCUUCUUUCAAUUAAGAAUAAAAUAAUCAAAAGAUUUGAUUUGUAAUCUGAAAUUAAUUUUGUGUUCCAUUACUACUGCAACUUGUUCAUAAUGUGUUUCGCAUGCAGCAACAUGUCGCAGAUAUUUAUGUAAUAACAUCUUAAAAGCACUUUUGACUCC
Messenger RNA from Medicago truncatula (barrel medic), 1231 nucleotides. RefSeq names its product cationic peroxidase 1. Lineage: Eukaryota; Viridiplantae; Streptophyta; Magnoliopsida; Fabales; Fabaceae. Bases 59 to 1030 code for a protein of 323 amino acids. Gene Ontology annotation, biological process: hydrogen peroxide catabolic process; response to oxidative stress. The transcript has 4 exons. Gene Ontology annotation, molecular function: peroxidase activity; heme binding. The record is from RefSeq and is a predicted model, not a curated record.